CUGCUGGGGGAAGAGAGCGGUUGGGUACUGUUACCUUCUCAGCACAACUAUGCACGUUUAAGUCAUGUAAGAAGCUCAGUAAUGUCAAAAGAACAGGAUAAAGAUACCUUCUCGCUCAAAAGAAACCGAGGUAGAGAUGGUGGGCUUGAUGAUCUAGGAGGGCCGGGUGUUCUGCUGGAUAGCCCAGACAAGAAAAAGUGCAAGUCGAACGCACAGGCCCAUUUCUUCGCUCCCCUAUCUGAGUAUGCUCCACCACCAAACCGAAGUGCUGACCACCUAGUGGCUACCAAUCCUUUUGAUGACAACUACAACACACCAUCUUUCAAGCCUCUGUCCUCUGGGAACCCAUAUUUUGGCCACCCGCACUACCCUGGCUGCAGUGGCUAUGGCCUGCCCAGGAUGGACCACCUCAUGCCCAAUAGGAUGCACUCUUCUUACAGGGGUCCCUACCAAAUACGAAACCAGCUCCACCCUUUUGCCCAGACUCAAAUGGGCAUGGGGUUCAAUCGACCCCCUGACUUUAACUAUGGUUACCAUGAAAAUCCCAAUUAUGGUAACCAUCCACCAUUAACCAACAACCGUAACAUGCCACUUCCACCCAAUCAGCCUUUAAGACCAGGUCCCCAUGACAACUUGAAUCAGGUGCAUCUGCAUAAUGUGACCCAAAGCACUUCUCCUGACAUGGGCCUGAGCUUUAGAUCAGCAGUCAAUCCAAUUGGGAAUCCACCUCCCCAACCCGGCAUGGACCCUAGUCCUGGUUUUACUCGGCAACAGCAAAACAACAGCUUUACCCAGUCUAAUACACCGACACCUAAACAGGACAUGAGUGAGGUGGUGUCAAGCAAAAGUACAUCCCAGAACACAUCUCCACGGAAACGAAGCCAUGGCUCAGAGGAGACAAUGGGUCAGAAAAACUCUGUCGACCUGAAAUCAAAGAAUAGAGGUGCCCUGGUCUGUCAGGGUGCAGGUCAGCCUAACACCACAGAGAAAAUCAACGGCAUCAUCCACCCCAAUAAUGAUUCCCUGAAGAAGUCCCCACAGUCAGGCAGGCACAUGGAGGCAGCCCCCCUGGAGCGGAGUAGAAGCAAUGGAGGUGGUGGUGUGGCCAUCAAUAAGACAUUGAUGCAUCCCAACAGGCCUAGCCACUCCUCCACAGAGCCUGUGUUUCCGUGUGGAAUAUGCCUGAAUGAAGUGAAUGAUGACCAGGAAGCUAUCCUGUGUGAGGCCUCGUGUCAAAAAUGGUUCCACAGGGUUUGUACUGGAAUGACUGAGACAGCUUAUAACCUGUUGACAGCAGAGGUGUCGGCAGUGUGGGGCUGUGACAUCUGCAUGGAGGAGAAAGGGGCACAGCUCCAUAGAACAAAGGAGGUAACAGGGCAGCCAGCAGGGCAGCAGCCAACAGUUAACAGAGAGUGAUAUGGUCAUGAAUAUGGGCCGUCAGCAACAUUAUUCUCUUACACUGGUCAUUUUCUUUGAUAUGCUUCCUUUGUAGGUGAUUUUUCCUUACGUUUUUACAAAGGGUUACAUUUUUACCAUUUUGUUGUUUUAUUUGAUAUUUGGUAUAACUUGGAUAGCAGUUUCUGUCCCCUGCGUAGACCGAUGCAAAAGCUAGACUGAAGUUCUGUUUAAUGUCAUAUGUAUUCCCUAUUAUUGGGCAGGUACCAUUGGCCAUGUUGACCACAAUAAUGCCAUUCUCUUAACGAGGUCCUUACUGUUCCUCUCAACUUUCCUGGCCUAUAGUUUAUUUAAGCUAUUACAACAUCAGUAUGAGUAAGCUAUCCGGAAAGGUUAACUGAUUGACGGAUGCAAACGCAUUCAACGUUUUAAUCCGAUAUGUUUUGCAACUGCUGUUAUAGUUUGACAGAUUUUGAGCAGUAUGAUUGUUUCCCAAAAAGGUUGAUAGUCACAGCUGGAGUGGUGUUCCAACACCUGUACUGUAUGCUAUACAACCAGAUUUGGAUCUGAUACAUUUUUUAGAAAUGAUUCGAUACAUGUGGGGUCGUUCCACAAAUUUGAUGCCUUUUGAGAUGUAUAAAAAAAAUGUUUGACAGUAACAGGGUUGAAGAUGUCAUCUUAAAAUCAGCCAUAAAUUCCCUCGUGACAGGGGAAAUGGAUGUUGUGUGUGCAACAGUGAGGGGCAAUUGAAUGCAAGCUUUAAAAAAACGUAUAAAUGUUCAAACAUUUUUAGCUUGUCUAAUCUAGCUAUGGGUAAACAGGGUUGAUGUGUUAUGCUCGACCCAUUCGGUUUCCCACCACAAAACACUAUUAGAUGUUCAAAAUGUAUUUUGUAAAACAUUUUUUUUUUUUUAUCAUUUCACAAUAUUAAAACAAAAGUUCAGUUCACGUAACAGGGUUGACCUUAAAAUGAAGGUCAGGGUUCAUUUUACCUUAAAAAUAAUCACCAAUCACAUUAAAUAAAUAAUCUUCAGAAAUUACUUCGUCAAAGCAACAAAAUAACUAGGGGUUUAUAACUUGGAUAAAUCUUAAGGUUUAGUGGGUUAAUAUCUCCCUGGAAGUCAGAGAGUGCACAGAGGAACAUGUCAAAAUUGUGGCACUUAAGCAAGUCUUUAUUCAUAUUAAAAAUCAGAUUUGUUGAAUUCUCCAUGUGGUUUAUAUUAAAGGGCACUUUGAAUAUAACAGGAUUUUAAAAUUCAAUAUUGGUGCACAAUUUCUAAUUAAAAUAUCAAAGGGAUGCAAAAGGCACUAAUUUCGUGGAACAAUCCAUGUGUGUUUUUCAAACUGUUGAUAUUCAAUGUAUUUAGAGCCUUAAUGAAUUUAGUUUGUAAAACAUUAUGCAGAAUCAAAUCAAAUGUAUGUAUAUAGCCCUUCGUACAUCAGCUGAUAUCUCAAAGUGCUGUACAGAAACCCAGCCUAAAACCCCAAACAGCAAUCAAUUCAGGUGUAGAAGCAUGGUGGCUA
Messenger RNA from Oncorhynchus gorbuscha (pink salmon), 2919 nucleotides. RefSeq names its product pygopus homolog 1-like. The transcript is spliced from 3 exons. The coding region runs from base 82 to 1416 and encodes 444 amino acids. The record is from RefSeq and is a predicted model, not a curated record. NCBI's taxonomy places the organism in Eukaryota, Metazoa, Chordata, Actinopteri, Salmoniformes, Salmonidae.